AUGACUUCGACACCCUCCAACAAGACUGACAUCUGGUCUGCAGAUGCGUAUGGGACUACUGUUGCGCCCUUCGUAGCUGCUUUAACUAACAAGAUUGUCGCAUGGCUGGAACCUCAACCACAAGAUGAAAUUCUUGAUGUCGGCUGCGGAGAAGGCGUCUUAACUGCAAAGAUUGCGCCACAUGUAAAGCGUAUUGUUGGCGUAGACGCCUCACCCAAUAUGAUCGAAUCUUUCAACAAGACAUUCCCGGGAGUCGAUGCUCGUGUGGUUGACUGUCGGCACCUGGACAAGGAUCAAAGCCUCUGCAACGCCUCUUUCAACAAGGUUUUCUCCAAUGCAGCUCUACACUGGAUUCUCCGUGAUGAAAACACACGCACGAACGCCAUUAAGGGUUGCUUUGACGCCCUUAAGCCUGGUGGCCUUUUGGUAAGCGAGUCAGGUGCUCUAGGCAAUGUUGCCGAGGUCCAUGCAGCUAUUAUCGGAGCUCUUGUACAUCAGGGUAUCCCGGUUGAAGCGGCUAGAAACGCGUCCCCUUGGUGGUUCCCAAGCCUUGACGCCAUGAAAAAUCUAGUCGAGAGCCAAGGAUUUAAGUGGCUUAAGGGUGAAGUCGAACUGAGACAGACGGAGCUUACGAAUAAUGAAGGCGGUGGCAUCGAAGGAUGGGUUCGCCUUUUCGGAGCAGAUUUUCUCUCGCUCUUAGCUACCGAAGGUCAACGUGAAGUGGCGGUUAGAGAGGUCGUUCAAGUGUUAGAAGGAGUUGGUCGGCGCCAACACGACGGAGCCUUUACGGUUAACUACAUCCGACUCCGUUUUGUCGCUCAGAAAAGCCCCUAA
Hypoxylon trugodes is the source of this 834-nucleotide messenger RNA. RefSeq names its product S-adenosyl-L-methionine-dependent methyltransferase. The record is from RefSeq and is a predicted model, not a curated record. Lineage: Eukaryota; Fungi; Ascomycota; Sordariomycetes; Xylariales; Hypoxylaceae. The transcript has 3 exons. The coding region runs from base 1 to 834 and encodes 277 amino acids.